CAGAUCAAACAAGUUCGCAGGCCUCAAGACUCUUAUGUUAUUCUCCCCCCGACCACGAUCGCUUGCACGCCCAGGCCUGUGGAGCAGAGGUGAAGAUACCAUUGUGCUGAGCGCUUUUCCUAUGUUGCGUUGGAGUGGAUAAAGUGGGCCACCAAAAUCGUCAAUAUGCCAUCCAAUGACUACGUUUGCGACCGAGGGCCGCAGGCCUGCGGGUGUCGAAGAUCAACUGUAUUAUGAACGCUCCCUCAGCAGAUUCACCCUUCCUGUUACUAUCGAGGUCUUUGUUUUUGGCGAGGACGCUCGUUAUGACACCAUGCCUGCUGGAACCGCUCAUGUUAGCUCCUUCUCUUCGCUUUGCCUCAAUUUCGUCUCUCGUUCGCUUGCUCUUGCCCGGUGCUCUUUCGCUUUCCUUCAGCUGGUUCUUGUCUCGUAUAUUUUUUCACCCCUCACAGUUCACAUGAUUCUUGCACGUAUCAUCUUCAUGGUGCUCUCGUUCUCACCGCCUUCGUUGUGGCUACCACGAUCAACAUUCAUGUUGUACUGUACAAUGUACACAAUGAACCACA
This is a messenger RNA of Suillus clintonianus, 566 nucleotides long. RefSeq lists its product as uncharacterized. The record is from RefSeq and is a predicted model, not a curated record. The transcript has 3 exons. NCBI's taxonomy places the organism in Eukaryota, Fungi, Basidiomycota, Agaricomycetes, Boletales, Suillaceae. The coding region runs from base 234 to 461 and encodes 75 amino acids.